AUGGUGUCGCAGAACCUCUACCUCUCUUACAAGAGGGACACAAAAUACUUGUUGUACUGGAUGAUCAACGUGUCUAAUCGUCUCCUCAGAUCCACCAAUGGAGAGGCUCAAUCAGCCGCCUCUGUCAACACGACAGGUCAAACCACAGUGAAUGGCCUGAUUUCCAUGUCGACACUCAUUUCUCAGCACAAGGAACCUGUACCCAAUGUCAUCUAUCGACUUUUCGAGUCCAUCAUUCAGGCGAGAUCUCUCGUUAGCACUACGUUUCAGGAGCUUAUGGGGCCUGAUUCGGACGAGGAACUCAUACGAAGCAACGAGAGUCACCGACAUUUCAUAAACACUCUUCGCAGUGCCUUCAAGAUUCUCGGUGGCGAAGAAUGGGAAAAGACGGGCGCUACGACGACCGAUGAUACGGAGGACGUUGAACAGAUCCUGUUCGCCAAUAAAUUCCAAGAACUGAGCGUCGACAAAGGAGAGUCGAGCGAUGAAGAGGAUGAUGUCGCUCAACAACAUUCACCAGGCCCUGCACGAAAGGUCUCACGAAAGCCAAAGGGCAAAGGCAAAAAGGCCAGAAAGUACAAGAAGCCAAAGAAGGGCAAGAAACAGGACACGCAAGACCCCGCGACUGACGAAAUACCUAUUGAGAGCAUUCGAAUCAUCGAGGAUAGUGGCGAGGUCGGUCUUGUCACAGACUAUCUACUCGCUGUCUACUCAACCGUCAAAGAAUGGGCCGCCCUCCGCGCUUACAAUCAAAGUCUUUGGAAGGAGGUCGCAUACGAAGGUCUUAACAGCGCUGUCGCAGGAGCUGUAAGCAACUUGACAAUCUCCAUGGUCAAGCGAACCAACGCGGCUAUCUUUGUCGACUUUCCAGGUCACGACACUUACAAAACCAUCAUGAACACCAUCACUCGAGGUAACAUGGAGAAAGCACAGGGAAAUUUCAGGCUGGCUCUUUUUGCGCUGGGCCCAGAUGGUGAACAGCACAGUCAGAAGGAGACAGCCGUCGAUAUCAAGGAGCAGUUCCUCAUCCACGCGUAUCAGGAUCUGAGGGAUUUUGUUCUUGACUUUCAGGCCAAUCGUACUGGGAAGCCGACAAAGGCCAUGCAGGCAAAGCUCGUCAAGUGGGAUCCAAACUUCAAUCUGGAGCGGGCUACGAAUGAGGAGCGAGUCCACUGGCGGCGCUCCUAUACCAUAAAAUGGCUCUAUGAUCUUGUCAACGUGUUUUCUUCUGUUGUGGUUCAGAGAAACACAGUCAGAGGAGAAAAGCAUGUCUACGAAGAUGUGGACUGGUCUGCCAACGGUCCCUGGGGCGUCCACCGAGUCCUCUUCGGCAUAGAAGAAUUCGCAGGCGACAUCACAAACAUGGCCAUGAAGAAGCCCGGCACCGACAUCACCAAGAUGAUUUAUCCGCACCACGUUUUCCAGAUGCAGUGCAUCGUCGAUUCAUUCACUGUCUCCCGCGGUUGGACUUUAAGUGCUCUGCACGGUCAUAUGCUUGAAGCGCCAGCAAACAAAGGCCAUGCCAGACGAGACGUGGACCUCUUUCUCGAUCGACAGAACAAGCGCGUGUUUGCUGGGUACUGUCAGACAGUCGAUCUACUCAAACAGAUUCUGGAGAAGGAUGGUAAGAUGGAGCAGCAUAAAGACUUUUUUGAGAUCAUCAAGAUCGCUCAGCUUGAUUUUGUCGACUUUCUUGGGGAGCACAAGUACACGACUGGCCUCGAUACCAUACCGCCGUCACGCUUUGCAGACCAUGAUGCGAAUGGCCUGCAAGAGUAUUCGCCGUUUCUUUGUGGAGUUGGCCUUGAAGAAGGUCUUGAGAUCGCUUACAGACUUGGCAUGUUCCUUUGGGAACGUUUGCCUGAGCCAACGCUGAUGAUUCAUCUUCACAAUGCCGUGGUACAAAAGGGUUACCUCUCUCGACCCAUCGGACUGUGCGCCACACUAGAGGAUCUCUUCAAGCAUACGUUCUUCGCACAAGGCUGCAAGCCGACAUCGGACUUUGUGGAUGCUCUACUCGCCAGUGUUGGACAGCCAGGGUCCAGACAGGCUCAGGCGCAGAGGCAGGCGACUAGGUAUAGACGAAGAUAUGCCGAGAACAUUCAUCAGCUAUUCGACUUGGAGAUCAACCAUAUUUUCAAGAGGAACUCCAUACUCACCACUUGCCGCCGGGCGGGUUGGAACCUCGAGGCCAUUCCUGAUGAGGAGCUUCAAUUCGGCAGCAUGCUGUUCUUCGAGCGACUCAGUCGAGCAAAGCACGUCAGCGAAAAAGAACUCGAGGACACUAUCCUUGUUCGGAAGGCAAGAGCAGUUGGAAUGACCGACGAGGAGAUCAUUGACGCAACAAACAAACUCUCUUCCAUUGCAAACAAUAUGCCUAAUGAGGUCUUGACCAAGUACGCGCCAGAAGGCUUUCAGAUCCCUCCAAAGGCUGGAUCAGAGGUCCUUGACGGCCGUGAUAUUCUCGACCUAGCGAAAUUCGACAUUCUCUCCGACGUAGCGGGAAUCGCACCAAUUUCGAGCCUCAACUAUCUCGGCGUCACCUGUUGGCUCCUCAUCACCUUUGGUCGGAUAGAGGAACGUCUGAAAGAAGCUGGAAAUCCUGUGUACUUUGAGGCUUAUGAAGGAUCUGGGCCUUGGAAGCUAGAGAAGAGAGUUGCACUGGCGUUACUUGCGCUAAAGGGGGAUAAUGAGGAGUCUUUGCGGAUUGUUGCCGAUACUUUGAAUGAAGCUCGUUCUGGAUUCAUGGAUUUUAUCUACUGGGAGGAUUUGGAGACGGAGCCGAGAGAGAGAGAAUCUCAUCAUGUGGAUCCUAGCGUUGGAAAUGAAUGCACUGUCAUGUGA
Molecule: messenger RNA, 2844 nt
Organism: Fusarium mangiferae
Lineage: Eukaryota; Fungi; Ascomycota; Sordariomycetes; Hypocreales; Nectriaceae
Exons: 1
Coding region: 1-2844 (947 amino acids)
Source: RefSeq, a predicted model, not a curated record